Heterobasidion irregulare TC 32-1 is the source of this 1591-nucleotide messenger RNA. RefSeq lists its product as uncharacterized. Lineage: Eukaryota; Fungi; Basidiomycota; Agaricomycetes; Russulales; Bondarzewiaceae. Gene Ontology annotation, molecular function: saccharopine oxidase activity; sarcosine oxidase activity; flavin adenine dinucleotide binding. The coding region runs from base 217 to 1512 and encodes 431 amino acids. The record is from RefSeq and is a predicted model, not a curated record. The transcript has 5 exons.
CAACCAUGUUGCGUCCUUUGAUGCUUUCAAGACUCUUUAAAUGUCCCUGAGACCCCUCCUAUCAUGUCUUCUUUAUCUUUUCAUGGCAAAAAAUGGUUUGCCGGCUGUUAUCUCGUCGACCGCUGUUAUGUAACGGCUUGACUCGAUAACUGGGGGAGUCGCCCAUAUGUUGCAGACCGCGAUCGUGCCUUCGUGGCUACCUCCCUGACCUUCUCAAUGAUCGCCCCACUGAAUAAAGACUCGCGAGUGCUGAUCGUUGGCGGUGGCGGUACCUUUGGCUCCUCGACUGCGCUUCAUCUUGCCCGGCGAGGCUACACGAACAUCACGGCCAUCGACGUUCACCCAUGCCCUUCUGAAUGGAGUGCCGGCUGCGAUUUGAACAAGAUUAUAAGGACCGAGUACUCUGACGAGCUCUAUGCCAGGCUUGCGGCCCAAGCCAUUGAAGCCUGGAAGUCAGACGACAUCUUCAGCCCACACUUUCACCAGACCGGUUGGGUCAUCGCAGCAUCGGACGCCAACAGCCGUACGGCCGACGAGCUGAUCAGGAAGGCAUACGAGGUUCUGAAGCGAACGGACCUGGCAGACAAGAUCGAGCUUCUCGAGACCCCCGAGGCGAUCCUCAAACGUGCGCCGCACCUUCAGCCAGCAGCCAAGAACAUCCAAGACUGGUACGGUUUGUGGAACGCUAACAAUGGAUGGGCCAUGGCCCGGGAUGCGGUUGCUGCUGCUGGUAAGCAGGCGGAUCUGAUGGGGGUGAAGUUCAUCAGCGGUGACAAGGGGACGAUGGUCAGUCUGGUGAAGGAUGAGAAUGGGGUAGUCAAGGGUGUGCUUUGCAAAGAUGGGACGGUGCACGAAGCAGACAGAGUCAUCUUAUGCACUGGCGCAUGGAGUCCCUCCUUGGUGGAUUUGAAGGACCAGUGUCUUUCAAAGUGCUGGACUGUUGGUCAUAUCCAGCUCACCCCGGAAGAGGCAGCACCUCUUCGCGGUGCUCCCGUCGUGGAUCACUCCGACCUUGGUUUCUUCUUCGAGCCCUCGGCCGACAACAAGAUCAAAUUGUGCAACGCCACCCCCGGAUACACACACUUCCAGCGCCUGCCAUCCUUCUCCGAGAAAAUUUCUGUUCCCUCACCUGUAAAAAACGCGAUCCCGAAGGAGGCGCACGAUGCGCUGCGCGUCUUCGUGGACACUGUUCUCCCGCAGUUUUCCGAUCGCCCCUUGAUAGACGAAUUUGUUUGCUGGUGCACAGACCACAAAGACGGCGGUUGGCUUAUCGGCGAAAUCCCUGGCACAGAGGGCUUGCUAUUGGCCACUGGGGACUCAGGAAUGGCAUUCAAAUUCCUGCCUACCAUCGGAGCGCAUAUCGCAGACGCUCUCGAGGGAACACUCGACGAGAAGCGUAAGAAUGCCUGGCGCUGGAGGCCAGAGAUCCAAGGUCACGAGGACGAGUCGCGCCCCGAAGGAGAGGUCAAGGACCUUGUUGGUCUGGACGGGUGGCCAGAGGCUAAGUCUUGAUGAUGACAAUGUAUACCACCUGUAUUCUUUAUUCUCCAAAUUAACGCCCGCCGACUGUGUGGCGAAUGCUGAUACACCC